AUUAAGGGAACCUUGAAAACCUCCGCACAAGUGCGCACGAUCAAUCACACGGUUCAGAGCCUCUGUGUAGCAGACAACCACCAUGGCCGGUCAAAAAGGAAAGCAGGCGAAGCCUGCUAAGGUGUCCAAGGGCAAGAAGACUGCUGCUCCUCCCGCUCAACUUGUCGCCGCGAUUUCUGCCUUCCUGAAAGACUCCGGAUUGUCCAAGACGAAUGACGCUUUGAUCAAAGAGCUGGAUAGCAAAUCGAUCGGUUCCGAUGCGAAGAAUGUGCCGUCUUUGCUCGAACUUUUCCAGACCUGGGAGAGCGAGUCCAAGUCCUCUGAGAAGUCCUCCAGUUCCAGCUCCUCGGAAGACUCUGGCUCUUCGAGCAGCGAGAGUGAGAGCGAGAGCAGUGACAGCAGCUCCGAUGAAUCUAGCGACUCCGAUGUUGAGAUGAACGAGGCUCCCAAGAAGCAGGCCAAGAGCUCCUCUUCCUCUUCGGCUUCUUCUUCGUCGGAUUCCGACAGCGACUCGGACGAUGAAAAGGAGACCCCUGCUGCUGCCAAGCCUCAGGGCACCAAGCGCAAGGCCGAGUCCAGCUCCUCCGAAUCUGAUUCCGAAUCCUCGGCCGAUGAGGCUCCGAAGUCGAAGAAGACCAAGGUCACUUCCGACAAGGAAGAGUCUUCCUCCGACUCUGGUUCUUCCUCUGAAUCUUCCUCUGAGUCUGAGUCUUCCGAGUCUGAAUCGGAAUCUUCCAGUGACGAGUCCAGCUCCUCUUCGGAAUCCUCCGACUCUGACUCUGAGUCUGACUCCGAUUCCGACUCCUCUGACGACGAAGAUGACAAGAAGGCUGCGAAGACCGCCACCAAGACCCCGUCCGACUCUAGCUCCAGCGACUCCCCUUCGGACGACUCUGAAGGCUCCCCCCAGAACUCGGACAGCAGCGGAACCGUCAACAACUCCGACUCUGGCUCCAAGGCUGUCCAGGAGUCCUACUCUAGCAGCGCCAGCCCUGCUCCCGGCAACGGUUAUCCCAAGAAGAAGCACGUCGGCGCUCGUCCCACUCCCCUGGCCGUGCUGAGUGAACUCCCCCACGACCACCCAUCGAACGAAUACGUCCCCUACGCCUACGCCGAAAACGCCUGGAAGGACCUGUCGGUCACCCGCGGCAAGGGCUUCACUAAGGAGAAGAACAAGAAGAAGCGUGGCUCUUACCGGGGCGGACCGAUCGACAUCUCCGGCGGCAAGUCCUUCAAGUUUGACGACUAGAUGCAGCUUCUCCCACCCCGCCCAGAUUCAAUCAAACCACAAGGGCAACAUCACGCAUACCCACGAUACCAUAUACUCAGGCAUGGUAAACAAAAGUUCUUCUCACUUAUGAUUCCAUCCAUAGAUCUAUAUGUCAAAUCCUAGAUGGGUCCCUGAAUUAUUUUCUACAUCAGCAAGGCGCUAAUGGAGCCCGGUCGGAUUAUUUCCUCUGCUUUUUUUUUUUUUUUUUUUUUU
This is a messenger RNA of Aspergillus ibericus CBS 121593, 1483 nucleotides long. RefSeq names its product nucleolar and coiled-body phosphoprotein 1 family protein. NCBI's taxonomy places the organism in Eukaryota, Fungi, Ascomycota, Eurotiomycetes, Eurotiales, Aspergillaceae. The transcript is spliced from 2 exons. Bases 83 to 1249 code for a protein of 388 amino acids. The record is from RefSeq and is a predicted model, not a curated record. Gene Ontology annotation, cellular component: nucleoplasm; nucleolus.